AUAGAAAUUUCUCUUGGCAAUGAUUUGUGCUCGUGAGUCGUGAUCUCCGCACAUGUGUAGUAUCUACAUAUAGUGUGCGUGAAGCGUUGAGAGCAUAUCAGUGGUAUUCCGAUAUUGGUGCUUUGUUCGAAUGUAUACAAUACCGUAUACCGGCAAGGAAUCAAAAUCGCUACAUCAAUAACAACUGAGAGAUUUGUAUAUAAGUAUAUACUUAUAAUAUUAGACACCUCUAGCAUUCAUUGUCCUUCUUCCGGCCCACGUGCUGCUGCAACAAGUAAAAAUUUUUCCUAGAAUUUCAUUGUCUCGUCGGAUAAACUCUUGGCAGAAUAGGAUUUAAUCGAUUGUAUAUUUGGCAACAGAAACAAUAAAUUAUAAACAAAUGCAAGAAUCGCAAAGUUCUAAAUCAUCUAGUACAGAAAAGUUUUUGAAUCAAAUUAAAUCAGAUAUUUUGAUAAAGAAAAAUCAAAAACAAGAAAGCAAAGAACUUCAUAAAAAAAGAGUACAAUGUUUACGAAAGGAACUAGACUAUUUAAAAGCAACUGAAUGGAUGUAUCAGCCUAUGAAACAGUGCAGACAUUAAGCUAUUGCUUUGAAAUUUUCUUACGUACCAUUAAAUCUGAUUUAUAAAAUCUCAAGGCAAAAUGUUUUCUGUAUUAAAGUACGUUUCCAAUAAAAUUUUUGGAGAUACCAUUAAUAAUAAUGAUGAUAAUAGAAAUGAAGAACCGGAAGAAGAAAGUAUUGAAAGUCUCUUAGCUCAAAUUGAAGACAUCAAACAAACAUCUGAGCAAAAUGAGACACCUCAGUUGAGUUUUAAUAACAGUGAAGAAAAGGGGUGUUUCCACAAAACUGGAGUGGUAACUCUUGUAACAGAUAAUUAUGUUCUCAUUGAAAACGACUACAUGUGUGAAAUGAAAUAUGUAGUUCCACAAGAUCUUAAAAAAGGUGAUAAAGUAUAUUACAUGGCAUACAGGGCUAAUGAAAAUGGAGAUUUAAAAAUUCGAAAAAUUGAAUAUAAAUUUGAUGCAGUUUGGGAACAAGAUGAAAUUGAACCUCUCAAAUACUCCGAACCUAUGCCAAACAUUGAACUAGAACUAGACAAACCUGUGGAAAGUUUCGAUAUUGACCCACCUAAACCACAUAUAGAAAAUCAGCCUGUAGCAAAAAGCUCAAGGAUUAACAAGUACUGCGUGUUAACAGGUGGUAGCAGUGAUAAAAUCGUGAAAAAAAGAGAUAUCAAUAAAAGGACUUAUACUGACAAAGUUGUCAGGCGUAAUGGUAGAGAGGUUUUUUUUGAGAACUAUACUGAUAUUAGUGUUAAUCUGGACAAUAUAAGCUCUGAAUUCGUACCAAUGAUUGGAGAUUGGGUAAAGAUAGAAUGCUUAGUUGAAGUCAACGAAGAAAUUCCCAAUUUUCAAGGAGAAAUAUUACAAGUGGAAUCAAUCUUACCUAACAGAUCUUUCAAUAAAUUAGGAAAAAUCACCCAUUAUGAUAAUCAAACAGAAGUUGGAAGGAUUGAAGAGACCAUAAUAUUUACCAAAGCCGUUUGCUCAGAUGGCUAUAUACCUUGUGUAGGAGAUAAAGUGGUAGCACAAAGUAUUGAAAGUGAUCAAGGGCUGCAGCAGAGAUGGCGAGCUAUGAAAGUAGUACCUCUAGAAGAUGUAUCCAAUAGAUUUGAAACAGAGACUGUAAAAUUCAAACCUCAAUUACCAGAUGAUGAAAAAGAAGAAUUGCUUAAGGAUAAAGAAAACAUUGAAAUCACCAACAAUUUAAGCUUGACUUUAAAUGCCAAAGAGGAAGAAGAAAUCGAUAUAGUAAUAAAAAAUAAUGGAAAUGUCAGGCAAACACUGUUCAAAUGUGCAUUCUUAUCCAGAAGAUCAAAUUCUCAGUUGCAACUUGUUUCUCCCAAAGAGAAUGAGCAGCAAUUCGUAGUACCUGGCAGUGCACUGACUUACAAGUUUAAAUGCAGAGCAAAAAUUGUUGGAGUAUCCGAAGAAAUGGUUAUUUUUAAAUUUAGGAAAUUUAAAAUUGCUCGAAUUGUUCAAAUAACUGUCAACAGUAUUAAUCCCAAAAAAGACUCAAAUGAGGGUUCUACAAACACCUACAAUCGCCAUUGCAAUCAGUAUUCCAUAAUCCCGCGAGUUUAUGAAGAAGGAAUGUACAUUAGAGGGGUUAAGCCGUAUAAAGUUGCUAAGUUCAUUCCCGUUCGUCCUGUUACUUGGAAAAUUCCCGACGUACUUUGGACCGUUAUAAACAAGAUAAAAGUAGAGCAAAAAACUCAUUCUGAAGCUGUCUUUGCUCUAGUGGAGGCUGUACCUUGCUUGCACGAACCUUUAAGUAUACGCAACUACAAGAAACGUUUUGAUUACUUGUUGUAUCUAGAGGAAAUUGAACAAACCAUCAAUAUGCAAAAGUUUGACAUGAAAAGUGCCACACUGCACAGGAGCGGAGAAUACUUGACGUUAAAUGUACCGGGUCUUGCUGAAAAUCGGCCGUCUCUUAUUCUCGGAGAUAGAGUUAUUGUAUCGUUUCUUUGGGAUGCAACUGGUGGUGAAAAGAAGUAUGAAGGCUACAUUCACAAGAUUCGAAGCUCCGACGUUUUUUUGCAAUUCCACCAGAGUUUUCACGAAAGCUAUCACGGAGAAGACUGCCAAAUAAGCUUCAAGGGAUCAACCACCGUCAUCCAACGUUGUCAUACAGCUAUAUCAACAGUAGUCAACAGACUUGGGCAAGAUUUUCUGUUUCCUAAAAAAGUCAAGCAACAAGAACCGCAAUAUAAUUUCGUUGAAGAAGAGGCUUCAGAUUGCGACAACAAAAACGAUGGCGAUCAGUUGACAACCGAUCCACCAAUGUUGGAUGAUUUGACUUCACACGAAGAAAAAGUAAAAAUUCUUGAAGCCCUGCUAUCGCGUAGAAAAUUGAAAUGGUUUAACAAGAGACUAAACAAGUAUCAGAAAGAAGCCGUAAAAAACGUUUUGAAAGGGUUGGCACGGCCAUUGCCUUACGUUAUUUUUGGACCACCUGGAACGGGAAAGACCAUUACUGUGUGUGAAGCUAUUUUGCAGAUUUUAUUCACAAUGUCGGAAUCUAGAAUUCUCAUUGCGACGCCUUCAAACAGUUCAGCUAAUCUUAUUGCAGAGAGACUGUUGGACAGUAAUCUCUUGAAACCAGGUGAUCUGAUUCGGCUCGUGGCUCAUCAUUACCUGGAAAGCGAAUCUAUUCCAGAAAAGUUGAUUCCCUACUGCGUAACAGCAGAUAUUGCAAGUGAGGGUAGCAGAGGAGAUGUGAAUCACAUCGAUCCACGUGGCUGCAAAACUAACGUGACGCUGAGCGUAUUGUGUCAACAUCGUAUGAUAAUAGGAACUUGCUCAGCUUUGGGAAUUCUUUACAACAUGGGAUGUAAGUCAGAUCAUUUUACGCACGUCAUCGUCGACGAAGCCGGUCAAGCUUGCGAGCCAGAAAUUAUGAUCCCGUUGAGCUUGGCGCAUUCGGGUACUACACAGGUCAUUCUGGCUGGUGAUCCAAAACAACUGGGACCGGUCAAUCAGAGUCGAUUAGCUGGGUAUUACGGAUUGAAUGACAGUUUCCUCGUAAGAUUGCUUCAGCAGUUUCCUUAUCAGCGAGAUCCCGAAGGUUUUGAAUUCGGUUAUGACCCUCGGCUCGUUACCAAGUUGCUGAUAAAUUAUCGUAGUUUGCCAGAUUUGCUUGACUUGCCAAAUAAACUUUUCUACGAGGCGGAAUUGAUACCUCAGGUCGAUCCAGAAAAUAGCGAUGAAGCCAAGUUGUUGGAAAGCUUGGCGGAUAUGUUGCCCAAAAGACUCGGAACUCCGCCAGCGAUUAUUUUCCACAACGUCGACGGUACAAAUGUACAAGAACCAGACAGCCCCAGUUGGCACAAUCCAGAAGAAGCAACGCAAAUUUACAUAUAUCUUCUGGAACUCUACAACCGUGGCUUAGAGCCGGACGAUAUUGGAAUUAUCACGCCAUAUUCCAAACAGGUUUAUAAUGUAAGAAAUCUUCUGGCGGCGUUCGAAAUGGACAUACCAAAAGUUGGUAGUGUUGAAGAAUUUCAAGGACAAGAGAGAAAAGUAAUUAUUCUUUCAACCGUCAGAACCGCGCCAGAUAAGGUCAGGGAAGAUAUAACGCAUGCACUUGGGUUUGUCUCCGCCCGGGAGAGACUAAACGUAGCAAUUACUAGAGCUCGAUCUUUACUUAUUAUCAUUGGCAAUGCUAAACUUUUAUACCAAGACGUUUACUGGCGAAGCGUUUUAGACCAUUGUCUCAAUAAGAAUUCUUGCGUCAACCUAACUUUAGAAAAACAAAAGACCAAAUAAUUAUUUUUUUUUUAGUUUAAGACAUUUUUCAAGACAAAGAAACUUGUUUACUGUAUAAGAUUUAUUAAAACGUUGUUUUAUUAGAGCAUUAUAAUGUAUUAAUCAUGCGCACUACUGGCUAUGUAAAAAGUGCAUUUAUAAAGAUACUUUUCUAUUUUUUUACGCUUCUAGCUACAAGAAGUAACUGUAUUUACUGACGAUGCAGGCUGCUUGUAAAAACUGAAAAUCGUGGUUCCUAUAAAGUCUGAGGUUUACUUGGAUAAUCUCAUAGAUCCUAAAAUAAAUAUAUUUUGACAUAUAGGUAUACCAAAAAAGAAAAAGUGCGCUGGCGACUUUUUGACUGCGAUAUUUUGUAUACGCUUAAAUAAAAAAAAACACUUUAUAAGAA
This is a messenger RNA of Nasonia vitripennis (jewel wasp), 4719 nucleotides long. It is a transcript of the gene armi, whose product is annotated as probable RNA helicase armi. The transcript is spliced from 7 exons. The coding region runs from base 642 to 4331 and encodes 1229 amino acids. The record is from RefSeq and is a predicted model, not a curated record. Lineage: Eukaryota; Metazoa; Arthropoda; Insecta; Hymenoptera; Pteromalidae. Gene Ontology annotation, molecular function: helicase activity.